Molecule: messenger RNA, 2698 nt
Organism: Brachypodium distachyon (stiff brome)
Lineage: Eukaryota; Viridiplantae; Streptophyta; Magnoliopsida; Poales; Poaceae
Product: two-component response regulator-like APRR5
Exons: 4
Coding region: 1466-2410 (314 amino acids)
Biological process (GO): regulation of flower development
Cellular component (GO): nucleus
Molecular function (GO): protein binding
Source: RefSeq, a predicted model, not a curated record
CCAAAGCUUCGUGCGACCGAACCACCGGCCGCGGCCAUCUGAAGAAAAGGAAAAGCCAGCGGCCGCACGACGAGGCCGCCGCACUGCGAUUGGGCCUACCUGCUGGCGGAGCGGGCGAAGCCGCCACUCUAAUUGGCCGCCGCGCCAGCUGAGGGGAGAUGGGAGGAAGAGAUGGAGCAGCAGCCGCCCACUCGACCGGAGAUGAGAAGAGCAGCGCCACCGCUCGAUCUGGGGGAAAAUGCGGCGCCACCACCUAGCCCUGCAUGGAGAUGAGCCCAGGUCGGCGGGGAUGACGGUCACCAUCACACCUCGUUCGCUGCGACGGUCGCUGUCGAGAACGGAUUGGGUCUUCCGUGGUAGUGGUGGCGGCGGCGCCGCGGCGGCGGCAUCCAUCGGUGUUGGCGGCGGAGCAAACUGCAGCGAGCAGCGGCCAUCUGCAUCGUCGACUUCGCCGCCGGAAACGUGCGUCACCGAAGAGCUUUGAUUAAUCAGGAUUGGAACAUACGGGGUGGGGUUGUUCUUUGCAGACAAGGGUCAAGGCUGAAGAUUUUUCCAAUGAUGAAAGGUUCAGGGACUGUGCAACUGAAUUAGAAUUAUACUGUCAAUCAUCUCUGAUUCUUGCAUCCAUGUGUGUGCAAGUUUUCCAUGUAGACACACAUAUAUGCAUGUGUUGUAUAAAAUCCUUCUCAGUGAUGUGUUCUCAUUUGUGAAAAUGAAUCUCCUUCUGGAGCUGUGAAACAUGGCGUGUACUGUUGUCAAGGAUCAUUGAGUGGAAAAAUAUUUUUGUGCCAGUUGAAUGAAAAAUAAGAGCCAAUGGCAUCAAUCUCCUUGUGUUUAUUAACUAAUAUAUGGUUGUAGCAUAUUCCUUAGCAGUGAAUUUCGACACCUGUUCAGUCUUCUGAACUAUGAAGUUCAGCUUACUUUUCAUUUUUUUAUCAAAGGAAAGCAUAUUUUUUAACAUCUUUUCCUUUCAAGGAAAAGAGUCUCAUUUGCAAUGGCUUCACUAGAGAGAAAGAGGGACAACUUUUCUAGGAGCUAUUUGCCUCGCCACACAGCUCAUUGAUGCUCAUUUGGACAGCUUGAUUGCCAAGUAAGCCUGACUGAGUUUGAAUUGUUCACUAUGCAUUACUCCGUAGAUGAUAUCCUCUGACAUGUUUACUCUUAGCUGUAGAGAUCAUAUACUGAGCUGGUACAUUAGGAAAUUUCUGCCUUGUUAAAAGUAGUGGCCCUAGCCGCCCUACUCCGUAGAUGAUAUCCUCUGACAUGUUUACUCUUAGCUGUAGAGAUCAUAUACUGAGCUGGUACAUUAGGAAAUUUCUGCCUUGUUAAAAGUAGUGGCCCUAGCCGCCCUACCCUCUUUGGUGUAUAGUAUAACACUAUGCACACCAGAUGUUCUCUUUUUAUACCAAUCCCCUUCACUUGCACUUAGCCCCAAACACACCAAAGGGAUUCAUAUCCAAAAGCCAUGUUCAAUCCUUCUUCCUCGUCGGUGCCCACCUACAAUGACCUCUCCAUGCACCAUGCAGUGAGCUUCUCUACUGCCUCCUUGCCCACGGCUCCAACCGAAAUUCCUCGCCGCAGCAGUGGUUUCUUCCAUGACAACGGUGCUGUGAUAUCUCCUUCCAACGUUGCUGCUUCAGCGCCACCUCCCUACCCCUCUUCCCUCCCUUCCUAUUAUGUCCACAACACACAAUCCUUCCCCUUUCACCUCCAAUAUCCUGACGCCCUCAACCGUAAUGCCACCUUCUCUUGCCAGUCUCCUUCAGCAUGCCAGGUGCAUCCACCUCCUGCUUCUUACUCCCCUUCAUCAUCCUCUGGCGGCUUCUUGGAGUUCUGCCCAGGAACCAUGCGGCGUGUCUUCAGUGCAGGUGACCUGCAGGGGAAGAAUGUUUCACCUCCGACGCCGCCACCACCCCAAUUUUCAGGCGACAACUGCAGCCAGGAAGUAGUUGAACCUUUUCUUGAGAAGGUGGGGCGUUACAGCACCGAAGAACGGAAGGAGAGGAUUGAGAGGUACCGCACCAAGCGCCAGCAGAGGAACUUCCAGAAGAAGAUCACCUACGCAUGCAGGAAGACGCUGGCAGAUAGCAGGCCAAGGGUCCAGGGCCGCUUCGCGAGGAACGUCGAGACUGAUGGCGAGGUGGUCGCAGACUUCGAGAGGGACGUGGGGUCUGACAUCAGCUACGAGUACUGCUCGUACAACGACCUUAGCAGCAACAGCUAUGACAGCCAGAACCAGCACAGGGAAACCGGCAGCAGCAUGACGUUCAACGACAACAAGUGGUGGUGGGGAAUGCCGGUGGCAGCCAAUGAGCAUCAGCAGCAGCAACAACCACAACAGCUUGGUUUCAACUUGGAUGACGAAGAUCAGCUGUGGGCCAGCCUCGCGGACAUGUGCUCCGGCACCUGACCCAGUGUCUGGGUUGAUGCUGUCUGGUGCAAGGAGCACCGAGCGGCGGCUGCCGAGGCCGUGCAGCGGUCAGAGCGGCGUCGCUGACCUUCUUAUGCCCUUAGUGCAGCUUAGAUUUUAGUAGAAGAAAAGGAGGCGAGGAGGAAGAGAACCUCUCACUUCUCAGCUUGUUCUCGGUGUGUUCCGAGUUAGUAGUAGUACUCCUUUACAAUCGUCUUCCAUAAAGCUUGACCUUGCUGUUGCUUUCUACAUCCCUGGAAAAUAGAAACAAAUCAACAUUAGUGCUGU